Acanthochromis polyacanthus (spiny chromis) is the source of this 2768-nucleotide messenger RNA. It is a transcript of the gene xrcc6, whose product is annotated as X-ray repair complementing defective repair in Chinese hamster cells 6. Gene Ontology annotation, cellular component: nucleus; Ku70:Ku80 complex. Gene Ontology annotation, biological process: cellular response to gamma radiation; cellular response to X-ray; double-strand break repair via nonhomologous end joining. Gene Ontology annotation, molecular function: telomeric repeat DNA binding; double-stranded DNA binding; damaged DNA binding. Lineage: Eukaryota; Metazoa; Chordata; Actinopteri; Pomacentridae. The transcript has 12 exons. Bases 532 to 2391 code for a protein of 619 amino acids. The record is from RefSeq and is a predicted model, not a curated record.
ACUCUAACGAACGCUCCGCAUGUCUUCAGUUUGUUGUUUUUAAGUGUAUUAUUUAUCAUUUAGGUGCAAUAUUAGAAAGAUAAAGUAGUUGCUAAAGCGACCCUUAAAUAAAUACUAAUGAGGCGAGCUAACAAGUGGCUAAUUGCACGCUAAGCUAGCUAACGUUAUGGCUCCUGGCUAAAGUUGAUACUUCAGUUAAUUAAACAUUAAUAGGGCCAUAAUUGACGUAUUACCAUCCUUGCAUUGCUUUUGCUAUGUUUUGCACUAUGAUGACCCUCUGACUAAGUGAGCACCGCUCUUUUGUCUGUGUACGUGUUUGUUUAGUGAAAGUUUUGAAGGAGUAAAUCAAAGAGAGUCGAAAGAGGCCUUGUGGCGAAAUAACACGGUUUGAAUCCAGCCCAGAUGGUGCUGUAUUACAGAGUUUAAAUAUGAAAAGUUGCAGCAGUACUUAGAGGUUCUUGUUAUAACUGAGUCGUGUGACAUCAGCAGCAGCACUAAUGGCGGAGUGGAACGCCUUCUACCACAACGAGGAUGAGGAGGAGGAGCAGGAGGAAGGGGAGCAGUCUGGAGGUGACAUGGAAACUCUUCACCUUAAACUCAAACAUCAAUGCACUUCUGCCAGCUAUUAUCAAUCACUAUUACAGAAUCACUGGAAGAGACAGUCUGGUGUUUUUGGUUGACGCCUCCAAGGAAAUGUUCAUCAAAGGGGAAGACGGACAGCCUUCCAACUUUGAUAUGACCAUGCAGGUUGUGCGCAGUGUGUAUAUGAGUAAGAUCAUCAGUAGUCACAGGGACCUGGUGGCUCUGGUUUUCUAUGGCACAGAGCAGAGCAAAAACCCCAGGAACUCAUUCAAGCAUGUCUACGUGUACCACGACCUCGAUGAGCCCGGUGCAAAGCGAGUCCAGGACAUAGAUUCUCUGCGGGGGGAAAAAGGCGCUCAGCUUGCAGCAGAGACUAUGGGCAGUGGAGAAACAUCAUUUGGAGACGCCUUGUGGUGCUGCGCAAACCUCUACAGUGACAUCAAACUUCGCCUCUCACACAAGCGGCUCAUGAUCUUCACCUGCAGGGAUGAGCCACAUGGGGGCGACAGUGUGAAGGACCGACAGGCUCGAACGAAGGCCGGUGAUCUCAAGGAGACUGGUGUUGUUAUUGAUUUAAUGCACCUGAUGAAACCGGGCGGCUUCAAUGUCUCACUCUUCUUUUGUGACAUUAUAAGUCCACUGGAGGAUGAGAGUGAGUUGGGGCUGCAGGUGGAGCCUUGUGAAAAACUGGAUGACCUCAAGAAGCGUGUCCGGGCAAAGGAGCAGAAGAAGAGAGCCAUGGCCAGGUUAAACUUGUGUCUUGGUGAGGGCUUAAAUGUAGCUGUGGGAAUUUAUCCAACUGCUGUGACGGCUCGGAAACCAGUGGCCAUCAGACUUUACAGGGAAACAAAUGAACCGGUCCGCAGCAAAACUCGCACCUUCCACACCCAGACUGGCAGUCUGCUGCUGCCCAGUGAGAUAAAGAAAGCCCAGGUGUAUGGUAACAAACAGAUAGUGAUGGAGAAGGAUGAGGUGGAUGCCAUCAAGAAGUUUGAUGACCCUGGACUGCUUCUGAUUGGAUUCAAACCUAUGGAAAAGCUCAAACUGCACCACCAUAUCCGGCCUGCCGUCUUCCUCUAUCCUGAGGAGGAUCAAGUGAAAGGUAGUGCAUGUCUGUUCUCUGCCCUGUUGAAGAAGUGCAGUGAGAGGAAUGUGUUUGCUCUGUGUCGUUGCAUCACCCGCCGAAACAACCCGCCUCGAUUUGCUGCUUUGGUGCCUCAGCUUCAGGAGGUUGAUGAGGGGAAUGCACAGAUUACACCACCAGGUUUCAAUGUCAUUUACCUGCCAUUUGCUGAUGACUUGCGGACUCUGGAUCCUCCUCACUACCCGGCAGCCUCACAAGUACAGGUGGACAAGAUGAAGGAGAUCGUCUCCAAGCUCCGCUUCAAAUACAGGAGUGAUUCUUUUGAGAACCCAGUCAUCCAGCAGCACUACAGGAACCUGGAAGCCCUGGCUCUAGAUAUGAUGGCUCCAGAAGACAUAGAGGACCUCAUCAUGCCAAAAGUGGAGCAGAUCGAUCAACGUCUGGGUCCUUUAGUCGACGAGUUUAAGGAUCUAGUUUACCCUGAAAACUACAACCCAGAGAGCAAACCAGCUGCCAAACGCAAAACAGCUGACAGUGGAGGUGGAGCCGAGAAGAAGCCCAAGGUGGAGGUGACAGAAGACGAGUUGAAGGUCCAUGUGCAAAACGGUACUCUGGCUAAGCUGACCGUUCCUGUGCUGAAGGAGGCCUGUAAGCAGUUUGGGGUUCGGACAACUGGGACCAAGAAGCAGGAGCUGAUAGAUGCUCUGAUCGCCAAACUGGGCUAAUGAGGAGUUGGUGUUGAAUUCACUGUUUAUCCGCUUUGAUCAAACUUUGUAAUCCUUUUGAAACGCAAGUACCCUGUGAUGAUUUGGGGGUUUUGUUUUUGUUUUACUUUUCACUGUGUGGCUGUAAAUUAUGAGAUGGACAAGACGCUGUGUUCAGUGGGCAACACAAGCAUUUGGGUUGAUAAGACUCAGUGAAGAUACACAUUACCAUUAAUUUUUGAAUGUAAAAAAAAACAAGACCUCUGAAAUAGUUCAUGUAGAUCAAGCAGUUCAAGGUUCUAAAGAAGUCCAAAGGCAUUGAAAACAUGGUUGUAAAAAUUGUGUAACUUUUGUUGGCACUGUUAUAUUUGCAUAUAAUAAAACUUUAAAUAACCUUU